AACAGCCAGAGCAGGAGGGUGUCUUGCUGGGUUUUACCUUGGAUCUUACCUGGAUUUCAUCUUACUGAAUGCGUGUACUUUUCCAAACUGGUCACUGGUGGCACAAUCUCCUUCUGUUCCAUAGAAUCAGUAAAUUUGGAAAUGGGGGCAGCACAGAUCUGUUCUUGGCAGCAGAUGUACCUGAGCAAUCUUUGCUAGGUGCGGUGUACAUAGGGAAUUAUGUCUGAGCAUGAAGAUACAAGCAGCCUUAGUAAUGGACAUCAGGAUCCAGGACCGCUCCCAGGAGCUGGUGCAGAUCGUCCGGAGCGCGGACCGCCGGGCCAGGAGCCGCGGUGCCAAGGUGGGCAGCCUGGCCGACAGGGAGUCCAUCCUGCAGCGCCUGGACCACCUGGAGGAAGUGGUCUACAACCAGCUAAAUGGUCUGGCAAAACCCAUGGGAUUAGUUGAAGGUCCAGGAGGCUUGGGCCAGGGAGGAAUGGCUGCUACCCUGAGAGAUGAUAGCCAUGAAUCAGAAACUAAGUAUGAAGAAUAUGGUUACAAUGCCCAACUCAGUGACAGGAUAUCACUGGACAGGUCCAUCCCUGACUACAGACCAAAAAAAUGCAAACAAAUGACCUACCUAAACGACCUGCCCCAGAUCUCUGUGGUCUUUAUAUUUGUAAAUGAGGCCCUGUCUGUCAUCUUGCGCUCUGUGCACAGCGUUGUGAAUCACACGCCAUCACACUUGCUCAAGGAGAUCAUUCUGGUGGAUGACAACAGUGAUAAUGUUGAGCUAAAAUUUAAUCUGGACCAGUAUGUCAAUAAAAGAUACCCAGGGCUGGUGAAAAUAGUGCGCAAUAACAAACGAGAAGGGCUGAUUCGAGCCAGAAUCCAAGGCUGGAAAGCAGCAACAUCUCCUGUUGUUGGGUUCUUUGAUGCUCACGUUGAGUUCAACAUUGGCUGGGUGGAACCUGCACUUACCCGCAUCAAAGAAGAUCGGAAGCGGAUCAUCCUACCAGCAAUUGACAAUAUCAAGUACAACACUUUCGAAGUGCAGCAAUACGCCAACGCAGCCCACGGCUAUAACUGGGGCCUCUGGUGCAUGUACAUAAUCCCACCGCAGGACUGGCUCGAUAAAGGGGAUGAGUCAGCUCCCAUCAGGACACCAGCCAUGAUUGGAUGCUCGUUUGUAGUGGACCGAGAGUAUUUUGGUGAGAUUGGCUUGCUUGACCCUGGUAUGGAGGUCUAUGGAGGAGAAAACAUUGAAUUAGGCAUGAGGGUCUGGCAAUGUGGAGGAAGCAUGGAGGUGUUACCCUGUUCCCGCGUGGCACAUAUUGAACGCACAAAGAAACCCUACAACAACGACAUCGAUUACUAUGCAAAGCGCAACGCCCUGCGGGCUGCUGAGGUCUGGAUGGAUGACUUCAAGUCGCAUGUUUACAUGGCAUGGAACAUCCCCAUGGCAAACCCUGGAGUUGACUUUGGAGACAUUUCUGAAAGAAUAGCUCUACGACAGCGACUGCAGUGCCGGAGUUUUAAGUGGUACUUAGAGAACGUCUAUCCUGAAAUGAGGGUUUAUAAUAAUACAGUCACUUACGGAGAGGUGCGUAACAGCAAAGCUAGUGGCUACUGCUUAGAUCAGGGAGCUGAAGAGGAUGACAAAGCAAUCCUUUACCCAUGCCAUGGCAUGUCUUCUCAGCUUGUCCGCUACAGCUCCGAGGGUGUCCUGCAGCUGGGGCCACUGGGCUCCACAGCCUUCCUGCCUGACUCAAAAUGCCUUGUUGAUGACGGGAAGGGCAGGACACCAACACUGAAGAAGUGUGAAGAUGUCCUGAGGCCAGCACAGAGGUUCUGGGAUUUCACACAGAACGGUCCAAUCAUCAGCAGAGACACUGGCCGUUGCCUAGAAGUGGAAGUGUCAAAGGAUGCAAAUUUUGGGCUCAGAUUAGUUGUACAAAGGUGCUCGGGGCAAAAAUGGAUGAUUAGAAACUGGAUAAAACACGGCCGACACUGACUGCUGGGGCUCAGAAGUUGCCUCUCCUGCCGUUGUCCAUUGCUCAGUGUGCCAUAUUUUGCAAGGCAUUUGUCUUAAAGCAGACUAGUCUGAACUGGACUUGACUUGGCUCUCAAGUCCUCCACAGCUGGGCAUUCAAAGUGAAAAAGAAAGAAGACAAAGAAAAGCAGAUACAUACAUGCCCUAUUUGACUCUUCCUUGCUCUGGUAGAUGACCUGGGAAGCUUAACAAGAAUUUUCUGUUGAUUUGGAAAUCUCGUGAAGGUCAGAACACAGCAGAAAAGUGGGUUCCCUAAGCUCUCCUGGAGAAAUUGGCAGGCAGAUGUUUCUGUGAUGAGUUGAGAGAUCCCAAUACUGCCUCAAAGAGAGUUCUCUGAUGGGUAGCUUUUUAGCUUUAAGUUAUUGACUGGUGCACAACUCCUAUGGUGAAUAAUCACGUGCCUUUUUUAUUGUACUUCGUAUAAAAGGGGACUGGUCAAAUCCUACCUUUUCAGCAUGUCUGGUUCAUUGUACUCAACAAGAUCUGUAAAUAACACUGGAAAUAUAAUAUAUGAUAAAUUUCAAGGUUGAUUGUUUAGGAGUCUCUGUUUCUAGAAAGAGACUGUUCUGCAAAUGUUUACAGGUGGUUCUCAACCUUCAAGCUGCUAAAAAGCAGCAUUUUAGAGACCUCUUCUAGUUAGACACAGGUAAAUGUUGAAUAGGUAAAAUAGCCACAUGCUCCAUUAUACUGCCACAUUUUACAUCUCUUGGCUGUAAAGGCAUCACAAUAUAGCCCUUGCGUAUUUAACUGAGGCAGUAAAUGUCGUAGUAGAGGGAUGAGUUUCUAGAGGCCUCAGUUUGGCCCACAGUCCCCAAGUACAUAAGUGUAAGGUCCCACCUGCAGUGCUGUGGAUGCAGGUACACUGUUGUGUUGUUCCAGAAGCUGCCUUGGAAGCUGGAUACUCAUGACUUCUUUCCAGAAGGUGACAGACUUAGGUGCCAUCUGUAGAUUGUAGAAUGUAACAACUUGAAUCCUCCGUUUCAUUACCCAUACUGUGAAAAUGUCAAAUGUGAGCAAAUAUGCUUUGUGAGCACUGUCUGAUUUUCUGAACAAACCAACAAAGUCUUUCUGGUAUUUGAAAACCAAAUAAAAACCUAGUGAUAAGAGGGCAAAUUAGAGCAAGAACUAGGAGCAUAUAUAAAUACUGUUACUCUGAAAUACAAAUAUUUUAGUGUAGUUGACUCAUUGACAGCAUCUUUGUGAACCUGAAUUUAAUGAUGUGUACAGUGGUUCAUGCAGUAUCUGUGCACAGGUAGCCAGAGCAAUGACAAGUGCUUACCCUGAAGGCUGUCAGAGUUGCUGACCACUGUCAACAUCAGCAGGCUUUGGAUGCAGGUCCAUGGCAGACAGCUUUUCAUUUAGAGAAGAUUCAGUCAUACUGAAAGAGAGAGAGAAAUGGUAUCUGUUAACUUCACUGUUUAAUAUUUUAUAGUAAUUUUUUAAAGAAGUUUUGUUUUACUGAGCCAGGGAAACGGGUAAUUGCAGAUACUGUGGUACUGUGAAUCUUGGUGAUCUGUUUCUUGAACAACUUCUGCCAUUUCUAUUUCAAGGCAUGCUGAACAAAACAGAAUGAAAACAAAGCCAAUUUUUCAAGGGCAUGAUAGAUAAUAAAAUACUUACUUUUAA
Pezoporus occidentalis (night parrot) is the source of this 3658-nucleotide messenger RNA. It is a transcript of the gene GALNT9, whose product is annotated as polypeptide N-acetylgalactosaminyltransferase 9. NCBI's taxonomy places the organism in Eukaryota, Metazoa, Chordata, Aves, Psittaciformes, Psittacidae. Gene Ontology annotation, cellular component: Golgi apparatus. Gene Ontology annotation, biological process: protein O-linked glycosylation. The transcript has 13 exons. Gene Ontology annotation, molecular function: polypeptide N-acetylgalactosaminyltransferase activity. The record is from RefSeq and is a predicted model, not a curated record. The coding region runs from base 230 to 1993 and encodes 587 amino acids.